This is a messenger RNA of Candida albicans SC5314, 801 nucleotides long. Its product is annotated as tRNA splicing endonuclease subunit. Gene Ontology annotation, biological process: tRNA splicing, via endonucleolytic cleavage and ligation; tRNA-type intron splice site recognition and cleavage. The record is from RefSeq and is a predicted model, not a curated record. Bases 1 to 801 code for a protein of 266 amino acids. NCBI's taxonomy places the organism in Eukaryota, Fungi, Ascomycota, Pichiomycetes, Serinales, Debaryomycetaceae. Gene Ontology annotation, cellular component: tRNA-intron endonuclease complex. The transcript has a single exon. Gene Ontology annotation, molecular function: nucleic acid binding; tRNA-intron lyase activity.
AUGAAUGAUAAUGAUGAUAAACCUAUAGCUACUACCAUUGAUAAUAAAUCUCACAAUCCAAUAAUUUUACCAGUUGUUAAUCCAUCCCGCGAACCAGAAGUUUUGGUAUUUAAUGUCGAUGAUAUAAAGACUCUACGCAAUGAGUACAAUAUACUUGGUGUGUUGAUGGGGACAUUACAGCAUUAUCCACAACAAAAUAUAUUUCUUUCUGUUCCCCUCAAGCUAAUAAUAUGGGAAGUGAUUUGGCUACUUCAGUACAACAAAGCAAUUUUGGUAGAUCAUUUAACUUAUCGUGAUGCUAAGAUCAAAUUAUUAAAGGGAGAUAUCAAAAAUAACAACUAUCAAGGUAAUUUGAUAACAACACCUAAUUCAGAUAAUGACUAUAAUUUAGAACUAGCUAAGCAGCAUCAAUUGACGAUUUAUGAUUACAUAACAAAUUAUUUACAGGAUUCACUGAUGUCAGUUAACCAGUUUAUCACUUACUAUAAGUACUACAGCUAUUUACAAAACAAGGGUUAUUUUAUUAAUCCCGGAAUAAAAUUUGGUGGUGACUUGGUUAUUUAUCCAGGAGAUCCUUUACGUUAUCAUUCUUAUUCGAUUGUUAGAUUUGAGUUUUUUGACGUUCAUGACGUUGUUGUAGGUGGGAGAUUAGCCACUAGUGUUAAGAAAAAUUUGGUUUUAAUGGGUUAUGAUCAAGAAGCAGACAAGACACAUCAGGAAGUGAACGAAGAUGUUAUAAGCGAUUUAUUUGACGAGUCUGUGCCGUUGACCUUUUCUAUAGAAUGGGCUGGUUUUGGCUAG